Messenger RNA from Triticum turgidum subsp. durum (durum wheat), 3789 nucleotides. Lineage: Eukaryota; Viridiplantae; Streptophyta; Magnoliopsida; Poales; Poaceae. The record is from the annotation of a GenBank genome assembly.
AUGGCGGCGUCGGUGGUGGUCAAUGUCGUUGUCCAACCACUGGUCACAGUCGUGAUGGAGAAGGCGUCCAACUACCUCCUUGACAAGUACAAGGUGAUGAAGGGCAUGGAGGAGCAGCACGAGAUACUCAAGCGCCGGCUGCCCGCCAUCCUGGACGUCAUCGCCGACGCUGAGCAGGCAGCAGCCCACAGGGAAGGUGCGGCUGCCUGGCUCCAGGCCAUCAAGAAGGUGACCUACCAGGCGAAUGAGGUCUUCGAUGAGUUCAAGUACGAGGCGCUUCGUCGGAAGGCUAAAAAGGAGGGGCACUACAAGGAGCUUGGAUUCAGUGUGGUAAAAUUCUUUCCCACCCACAACCGUUUCAUAUUCCGUAACAGGAUGGGAAGAAAGCUCCGCAAGAUUGCGCGGGCUGUUGAGGUGCUUGUGACUGAAAUGAAUGCCUUUGGCUUUAAGUAUCAACAACAACCACCGCAGGUAUACAACCAGUGGCGACAGAAGGAUCAUGAUAUCCUUGAUCCAGAGAAAAUUGCCAGCAGAUCGAGAGCCAAAGAUAAGAAGAAGCUUGUUGAUAUACUGGUUGGUCAAGCUAACAAUGCAUAUCUCACGGUUGUUCCCAUCGUUGGAAUGGGGGGUCUGGGAAAGACCACGUUAGCCCAACUUGUUUACAAUGACCCUGAAAUUCAGAAGCAUUUCAAUUUGCUGCUAUGGGCAUGCAUCUCUGACAGCUUUGAUGUGGAUUCUCUGGCUAACAGUAUAGUUAAAGCAGCUCCUGAGAAGAAUAGAGCAGAAGUAGCAGCUUCCAUCAUGAAAACACCGCUAGAUAGGCUUCAGGAUGUAGUUAGCAGGCAAAGGUACCUCCUUGUAUUAGAUGAUGUCUGGACACGGGAGGUUCAUAAAUGGGAGCAGCUCAAGGCCUGCCUUGAACGUGGUGGCAUGGGGAGUGUGGUCCUGACAACAACUCGUGAUAAAGGAGUUGCAGAAACGAUGGGUACCGUUGAAGCUUAUAAUCUCGGAGCUUUGGGAGGACAGUACAUAAAGGAAAUUAUUGAGACAAUGUCAUUUAGUUGUUUGAAGAAGGGAGAGGAAAGGCCCGCCGUGCUGGUGAAUAUGGUUGAUGAGAUUGUGGAACGAUGUGCUGGCUCUCCUUUAGCUGCAAUAGCUCUAGGCUCCAUACUGCGUAACAAGACCAGCGAAGAAGAAUGGAAAGUUGUUUCAAGCAGAAGCAACAUUUGCACCAUGGAGUCUGGAAUCUUGCCGAUACUCAAGCUCAGUUACAAUGACUUGCCGCCACAUAUGAAGCAAUGCUUUGCCUUUUGUGCUAUAUUUCCCAAAGAUUAUGAGAUUGAUGUGGACAAGCUGAUCCAACUAUGGAUUGCACAUGGCUUUAUUAUCCAAGAAAAGCAAGUUCGUCUUGAAAAGAUUGGCAAACAGAUUUUCAAUGAACUAGCCUCAAGGUCAUUCUUUCAGGAUGUGAAACAAGUCCAGGCCACAGUCAGUGAAAUUGAACAGGACGGGGCGUGUUAUUUCAGAACUACAUGUAAAAUUCAUGAUCUUAUGCAUGAUGUUGCACUGUCUGUAAUGGAGAAGGAAUGUGCCUUGGUAACUGAGGACCCAUGCAAGAUUGGAUAUGUUGUCGCAGCUGAGGAACCAAGUCAGAGUGAGUGGCUUCCAGACACGGCUCGACAUUUAUUUUUUUCAUGCAAGGAACCAGGAAGAAAAUUGAAUCGUUCUCUCAAGAACAGCUCUCCAGCCAUCCAAACACUUCUAUGUGAUAGCUUUAUGAGCAGAUCAUUGCAUCAUUUGGCAAAAUACAGCUCCUUGCAAGCAUUACAGCUCCGUUUGUUGGGAUCAUUUCCGCUGAAACCAAAACAUCUGCAUCACCUGAGGUACCUAGAUCUCUCAAGAAGUUUAAUCAAAGCACUUCCUGAAGAUAUGAGCAUUCUAUACAACCUGCAAACGUUGAACCUCUCUGGCUGCGUAUCUCUUCGUGAACUUCCAAGACAAAUGAAGUAUAUGGCUGCCCUCCGCCACCUUUACACUCAUGGUUGUCCAGAGCUGAAAGGCAUGCCUAGAGACCUAAAAAAACUCACAUCCCUACAGACACUUACAUGUUUUGUAGCAGGUAGUGACUCUAAUUGCAGCAAUGUUGGAGAGCUCGGGAAUUUAAACCUCGGUGGUCAACUAGAGUUACAUCAUCUAGAGAACGUGACAGAAGAAGCUGCAAAAGCUGCAAACCUCGUGAUGAAGAAGGAAGUAACAGAACUGACAUUAAAAUGGACUGUUGGAUCGGAUAACGAUGUUGAUAAAUCUAGCAGUCGGGAUGAUGCAAAAGUGCUCGAGGAACUUAAACCUCAUGAUGGGCUGCAUGCUAUAAGGAUACACACCUAUGGAGGCACCACCUUUCCAACAUGGACAACUAUGUUACAGAACAUUGUCGUGAUCCAUAUUUCUCAUUGUAACAAACUGCAAUGGUUCUUUAGUGGUGACAUUAAUACAUCCUUUGCAUUUCCAAACCUGAAGGAGCUUACGUUGCGAGAGCUUGUCUCCUUUGAAAGAUGGUGGGAAAUAGAUAAUGGAAUGCAAGGUGAAGUGAUCAUGUUUCCUCGGCUUGAGAAAUUGUGUAUUAGUCAGUGUGAAAAGUUGACAGCAUUGCCAGGGCAACCGACCUUCCCAAACCUCCAGAUUACUCGUAUCGAGAGAUGUCCAGAGUUGACAACUAGAUUUGAAUCACCAAAGCUCAGUGUAUUGAAGAUGGAAGGACGUGAUGUACAGUUGUUCCAGUGGGUAGCCAGGCAUAUGACUUCAUUGACCAAUGUGGAACUGCAUAGCCUUGUAGACAGUACGGAAACAACCUCGGCGGCGGCUGAGCAUGGUUUGAGGGAAGUUCUGGAUUGCAAGGAAAAAGGGAAUGAUCAUGAUUUUCCUCUGACAGUUUUGGUGCUACAAAACUUCAAGCCAUGUAUAAGAGAGCUGUGUUCAUGUUUUGCACACCUGCAAGAUUUGUCAGUUUGGAGGUGCCAUGCACUCCUCCACUGGCCAGAAAAGGAGUUUGAAGGACUGGUAUCCUUGAGGAAGCUUGCGAUUCACCAAUGUGAGAAUCUGACUGGAUAUGCACAAGCUUCUACCGAGCCAUCAACAUCAUCAGAAAAGAGUCAGCUCCUUCCACGUCUAGAGUUACUAGUGCUAAGGAAAUGUGAAAGUUUGGUUGAGGUCUUCAAUGUCCCUGCAUCUCUCAGGGUGAUGGAAAUUCUUUAUUGCAAGAAGCUUGAGUCUAUAUCCGGCAGGAGGCUGCUGCAGGGACAGUCAGCAUCGUCGAUUCAUCAAGGGCCAUCUAGUAUAGCAGAGGUGUCAUCAUCAUCAUCAUCAUCAUCAUCACCAUCAUCAUCUGGAGAUUGGGCGGAGAAUUUGGAAAAAUUGAAAUUAGUCGAGUGUCAUGGCUUAACAGGGGUCCUCCAUCUCCCCUCAUCCCUGAAGGCUCUAGACAUUGAUAGUUGCAGUGGGUUGACAUCUCUUGAAUCUAGCUCAGGAGAGCUUCCAUUAUUGGAGUGCCUCUACCUUUGGAGUUGCAAUAACCUGUUAUCCCUACCGGAUUGGCCACAAGCAUACUCAUAUCUCCAAUGUCUCUACAUUAUGAACUGCACUGUUAUAAAGACGCUCCCUAGAAGCCUGCAGCAACGCCUGGGCACCAUCCAGGAGGAACACGUCGAUGCUCAUUAUUACGGAAAUAAGCCAAGGCCUAUCCCUAUUCUGCUCAAACCAAAGACAUGGAAAUGUGCCAUCCGUAGAGAUUAG